Messenger RNA from Zychaea mexicana, 966 nucleotides. Its product is annotated as ankyrin repeat-containing domain protein. Lineage: Eukaryota; Fungi; Mucoromycota; Mucoromycetes; Mucorales; Lichtheimiaceae. The record is from RefSeq and is a predicted model, not a curated record. The transcript is spliced from 3 exons. Gene Ontology annotation, molecular function: protein binding. The coding region runs from base 1 to 966 and encodes 321 amino acids.
AUGACGCCUGUGCGGUCCACCACAUCCACUGCAGGCUACACCGGCUCUUCGAUGAUCCAACAACGACGCGUUGACCCGCUCAUGUAUGGUGGAUCCGAUGGACUCUGGGACACCAUUGCCAAGUCUAAGGGCAGCGAUGUGACGGUCGAAAAGAUCAUAAGCAACUUUUUGCGUCGUGGCGGGUCGCCUAAUACCGCCAAACAAUCGCCGUCAGCAAGUGCAGUCAAGUAUGGCUAUGGCAUGAUUCAUGCCUUGAUUGUCACCAAGGCACCCGGCGCGUUGGACCUGUUGUUGCAACAAGGCGCGAAUCCAAAUGCCAUGACCAUGGGUGACGUCGAAGAAGACAAGGUGACACCUUGCUAUCUUGCCGCCAGCGUCGGAUGGCUUGCCGGACUUCAGAAGCUGGUGCAGGCAGGCGGAGAUCUUGUCCAUGCUCGCGGCCAGGGCUCGCGCAACAAGACCGCUUUGCACGCCGCAGCUGAGCAUUGUCAUGCGGCCGUGGUGGAGUUUAUUGUUGGAUAUACUCAGGGCGCCCUGAAUCUCGAAGUCGACAGCAUAGGUGCUACGGCGUUACAUUAUGCAAGCGUGUCGGGCCACACGGACUUGGUAUGCUUCCUUAUCCGCUCAUGUCGUAUUCCUGCGGACCAAGCAGAUCAUCGGGGCGAGCAGCCGAUCCACUGGGCUUCCCGUGCUGGACGACUGGAAGUUGUGACACUGCUGGUGGAACGGUUUAGCUGUGACAUCAAUGCCUAUGUGUCAAAACGCGUGCCCACCCCACUGGAGCUGGCUAAAUCCAACAGCCACAAGCGACUGGUCGACUAUCUCAAAGGGCUGGGUGCACUCUCGACCAAGAAGAUGGACAAGAAGCGGAAUGAGGAAAAGUCAAAGACCGUAUCCGGACAUCUUGCAAACACGCUGGCAUCGAAUGGACUCUUUGGUGGUGGCGAUGACGAUGGCUUCUUCUAA